AAUUUCAAACGUAGUGAACAAACGGACGGAAAGCAGGAGAACUACAGCCGCACCGACACGAACCCAGCCAGCUUUGUACCAGGGAACACAGCCUGGGCGUCGAAGAAGAUUGUUUUUAAUAUAUUUUAACUGUCCGAACAACAUGAGAGUGAGUGAAGUCCAUGCAGCUGAGUCUGUUGCCUACAUGAACAGGGCAAUGGUCAGGCUGCAGGACAUUUGGGAUGAAAUAGGGAUACCUGAAGAGCAGCGUGUGCAGAGAACCAACGAUGUUAACAAGCACAUUAAAGGUUUGCUGGACCUCAUGAUUGUUGAAGAAGAAGGGCUCAAAAAACGACUAAUGAAAAGCAUAGAGUCUUGUCGCGAAGAACUCAGUCAAUUGUGCUCUGAACUUCAGCUGCCCCCCUUUGAGGAGGAGGAAGGCUGCAGCAUGCUGCAGAUGGAGAAGAACAGCCGCACACGUCUAGAGGUGAUGAAGGAGCACAAGAAGCAAAGAAUGGAAGAGAUUAAAGACCUCACUGCCAAAGACCGCGAGCUGUGUGACAUUAUGUGCACCACACCCUUUAGCAUUGACCCCAACUCUGUUCCAUCGCUGAAGCAACUGGAAGCCUAUCGUGCCUACCUUGAUGAUCUGACCAAAGAAAAGGAACGUCGUCAUGAGGAAUUUGUGAGUAUCAAAAAGGAGAUUGUUGUUUACAUGGAUGAUCUGGAACAACAACCAGAGACCAGUUUUGAAACAGAUGUGAUGUGUGAGGAUGAGGAGGAAUUCUGUCUAUCAAAUGACAACAUCGCAGCUCUGAAACUGCUCCUCAGUCAGCUACAAGAGCGCAAGGCUGAGAAUGAGCUUCGUUGUUUAGGUCUCCGCACUAAGAUCCAGGAGUUGUGGGAAAGGCUUCGUAUUCCACAAGAGGACAGGGAUGCCUUCGCAGAGCAUAUGGUCAAGUCAAAGAAGAAAAACAUUGAGGCACUCCAGACUGAAGUCCAGCGUCUAGAGGUGCUAAAAAUGCAGAGCAUGAAAAGUGUCAUCGAGGCCAUCAGAGCGGAGAUUGCCCUUUUGUGGGAGAAAUGCUUCUAUAGCCAGGAACAGCAGCAAGCUUUUGUUCCAUAUCAUGACGAGGAUUUCACUGAAGAGCUUCUCAAUCUGCAUGAGGCUGAGGUCAGCACCCUGAAGAAGUAUUACGAGGCCCACAGCGAACUCUUUGAGGGAGUUUCAAAAUGGCAAGACAACUGGACCCUGUACUUGGAACUUGAUAAAAAGGCUAAUGACCCUUCAAGGUUCAACAACAGAGGUGGAAACCUUCUGAAAGAAGAGAAGCAGAGAAGUGACCUGCAAAAAAGUUUGCCUAAGCUGGAGAAGAAUCUGAAAGCCCAAAUUGAUGCUUGGGAAGAGCAACAUUGCAAGGAGUUCCUGGUCAAUGGACAGAAAUUUCUUGAGUAUGUCCAGCAACAGUGGGACCACCACCACAGCGAAAAGGAGAAGGAGAAACUUGAGCGGCAAAUGAAGAAAACGAAGCAGACACAGGAGGAUAUGUUAUAUGGGACAGUAAUGAGAACACCAUCUAAAAGGCGGUUAGCAGGGACUCCCACACCUGUAAAAGUAAGAAAGCUCAACGGCACCUCGACCAUCUCCACUCCUAACAGCUUUCUUAGUUCAGGCCUCAGUGGAACCAUGUGCCAGUCCUCCGUCCAGAAGCCACCUCUGUCUGCCAGCAAGGGUUUUGGCCUGCGAACGCCCGGAAACGGACGGACACCCCGUGCACUAGACCGAAACAAGGAAAACAUCUCCCAUCUAAAUAGAAACACUCCAGGUGGCGCUCUAAGGUCUCAGGAUACUCAAGAUCACACCUUCACCUUUAACUCUAUUGCUGGCUCCUAUUCGGAAUUUGCGGUAAAUAGAGACCUCUCGAAGGCUUCUAAAUCAAAUGUGAAGUCGGGAUUGUUGAACUCCACUGUCAGCCAUCACUGAUAGUUCAGAGGAGCCGCUCCACAUCGAGUCAUCCAGCUCAGCCGCAGUUUCUCAUAGAUUCCAGCAGUUGACAAGGAGAGAUCCUCAAUGUAAACUUCUUCCAAAAGUGUAAAUAUUUUAAUCUGUGUGAACAUUUUGAGUCUCUUUUCUUCAGGGUUAACUGCUGUUGCAGUUUUCUUCACUGUAUGUAUUUCUGUGUCUCUUAAGUGAUUGUUGUUUCUUUUAGGGUUACAGCUUUUCAAAGGGGUAAACGUUAACUAUCUAAAGCACUGAUUUGUUUCAGAAUAUUAGCAUUUGGCCAGUGAAACAUGGUUUCCCUCCUGCAUCUGGUGUGACAUCUAGAUUUGUGCUUUAGUAACCACUUUUUUUAAUUUUAUUUUUACAUCAAGCUGUAAAUAAACGGUAAAAAAAACUAAA
This is a messenger RNA of Amphiprion ocellaris (clown anemonefish), 2380 nucleotides long. RefSeq names its product protein regulator of cytokinesis 1-like. NCBI's taxonomy places the organism in Eukaryota, Metazoa, Chordata, Actinopteri, Pomacentridae. The coding region runs from base 143 to 1963 and encodes 606 amino acids. Gene Ontology annotation, molecular function: microtubule binding. Gene Ontology annotation, biological process: mitotic spindle midzone assembly; microtubule cytoskeleton organization. The transcript is spliced from 14 exons. The record is from RefSeq and is a predicted model, not a curated record. Gene Ontology annotation, cellular component: mitotic spindle midzone; spindle; cytoplasm.